This is a messenger RNA of Dreissena polymorpha, 1501 nucleotides long. RefSeq lists its product as uncharacterized. The transcript has 8 exons. Gene Ontology annotation, molecular function: D-cysteine desulfhydrase activity. NCBI's taxonomy places the organism in Eukaryota, Metazoa, Mollusca, Bivalvia, Myida, Dreissenidae. The record is from RefSeq and is a predicted model, not a curated record. The coding region runs from base 24 to 1211 and encodes 395 amino acids.
UAAUCGCAAGCCAAUGUAAACAAAUGUCUGUCAUUCAACAAGUGUCAAAGUCCACUUCUACUUUGUUAAAGCCUUUUACUCGCUGCAUUGUGUGUCAGUUGCGUCGAUGUAAUAGUAUGGAGGCAAUGCAACCGUAUGCACCACCACCAUGGGCCAACAUUUUGAAAAAUAUACCCAAACAUAAGAUCAAGCUUGGCAACCUCAAUACUGCUAUUCAUGACUGGAGAAUCAAGGGAAUUCCAUCAGAUGUCAAACUGUCCAUUAAACGUGAUGACAUGACUGGAAGUACUUUGUCUGGAAAUAAGGUUCGCAAGCUAGAGUUCCUGAUGGCGGACUGUGUGUCUCAGCGCUGUACUCAUGUGGUCACAUGUGGGGGCAUCCAGUCUAACCAUUGCAGAGCAGUGGCUGUUUGUGCGCGCCAGUUGGGGCUACAACCUCAUCUGAUACUGAGAUCUGGUACACAGGUAGUUGACGACAUAGGAUGUGAAGGAAAUUUGCUUUUAGACCGACUAUGCGCAUCCAAGAUUUAUCUUGUGCCACGACAAUCACCUUAUCUCACGUGCCUUAAACCUCGAAUGGAUGCACUUUCAGAGCACAUCAGGUCCACAACAGGAGAGUCUUGUUACGCGAUACCAGUCGGAGGAUCAAAUGUUAUUGGUCUAUGGGGCUACAUAUCACUGUUUGCAGAGCUGGAGUCACAGGGUGUACUGGAAGACUAUGAUGACAUAGUGUUUGCAACAGGCAGUGGGGGAACAGCCAGUGGGCUGGCCAUAGGCAACUACCUGACAGGAUCAAAACUCAGGAUCCAUGGUGUCUCGGUCUGUGACGACAAACAUUAUUUCCACCAGCAUUGCAAUGAGAUGAUACAAGCUGUAGGUCUGGAUGCGAGGUCAGAGGAUAUCCUUGACAUCAUUGAUGGGCACAAAGGUCAAGGUUAUGGGCUGUCGGCACAGGAAGAAUUAGAUUUCAUUCUUGAAGUGGCCAGCAGUACUGGUAUUAUGUUAGACCCAGUUUAUACAGGCAAGGCUGUGUAUGGACUAGUUAAAGAACUGAACACUAACCCGGACAUGUUCAAAGGAAAAAGAAUACUAUUUCUUCACACAGGUGGAGUGUUUGGAUUGUUUGACAGACGAAUGGACGAAAUGCUGAAAAUAAAGGGAGCUAAUUCCAACCAGAUUUAUGCUUGGACUGAAUUAAGUGACUUCCCUUGACAUGAAAUGAACAACACAUUUGAAAAUCUGAUGUCAUCUAAUUGUUGUACUGCAAUGCAGUCUAUUCUGUGUAAAUAUUAUCAUCUAAAACAUAAAGACCAAAAGGUUUAAUAAUUGAUGUGUUCAAAUUAUACCCCAGGAGCAAUGCCCAAGUGUCUAUUUAUUAUUGUAAUAGGUUGCUUCAUAUUUCUGCAUGCGCGUAGGAGGUUAUAUUAUAACUUAUAUAUCAUGUCUUUGAAAUCGUUUUGUUUUAUGAUAUAUGGAAUUGAAAUAAAAUAAUGAACCAUUAA